GUCAUCUUCAAGAGUGUUGGAGUGUGCUAGAUAAUAAUUACGUUUUCCUGUUUGCACUUGUUGGUGUUUCUAAAAUUAUUUUUGUAAACAAUUAAGUAGUUUUAUUAUGAACUCGAUGAGUAGUGAGUGUUUCCCUGUAUCUUACGUUUGUCGAACAGCUUCUGUACGCCACAUUGACACUUCUCCCCCCCGUCCAACUAGUUACAGUGUCUUUGUUUUAGUACUUUUUAGCGGGAGAAUAUCUGACUAUGAACGGUACAGAAUAGUAUGUGGAUUUAGUCAAACUGGACAAAUUAAGCAGCGGAGCGGACAGUUCAAAGCAGUGGAAGGAAAACAUUAAAAGGCAGAAAGGAUCCAGAGAAACACCAAAAAGGAGAUGACAGCAAUUACAAAUCACCAGAAGAGGAAAAUUCCCACACAUCAAUUCUUCUCUUUAUCUUCUUCAAACCUAGUGACUGAUAUCUCUUCAAUCUGUAAAGCUAGCUUUUUUCAAGAUGAUGACUCUACUGAUAGCAGUAAUAAUGGUGUUCCCCUUCAUAGCACUGCACUGGAAGAAAAUAUUAAAACUAGAAAGUCAUUUCCAGAGGUUCAGGUAACAUCUCCACAAAUAAAAAAGAAUCUUUCAGUUUUGAAGACUGCUCAACCCAAUUUACCUUCAUCAUCAAAAGUAAAUAGGAAUGAUGGUCCUGUAACACAAAUGAGGAACAAGACUGUCAAAUGGAAUAUAAAGAAAAAUAAAACAAUUUCAAAAAAUGGGAUAAACAGCAAGCAAAGACUGACUCGGAAGGUGCAAAGUAAAAAGAAAGUGAGGACUGAUGGAUCGAAUGAGAGUGCAAAAUUAAGCUCUUUUUUGAGAUUGCCAAAUGUGCCCAAAGAUUCCAAGCAAUUAGAAAAGGAUGACUCAGGAUACACCAUGGGUAAUAUGAAUUCAAGACUAACAGCUUACAAUGACAUUCCAUCCACAUCUGCGAAAUUAGUUUCUAAAAGAAAAAGUGUGACAAAUAGUGCUCGUCCUUCAUUAAGGCAACAAAAGCCAGUGAUGGAUGAUUCACCUUUAUCAUCUGAAGAUUCUUUAAGUGAUGAAGAUCCUGCCUCGGUUAGUAGUAUUCAUGAGAGACCAGUUCAUAAAAAGAGAUGUCAUACACUUGGAAAGAGAAGAGCAGCAUUUUCAACUUCUAGUUCUUCAGGUGUUCCCCUUCAUAGCACUGCACUGGAAGAAAAUAUUAAAACUAGAAAGUCAUUUCCAGAGGUUCAGGUAACAUCUCCACAAAUAAAAAAGAAUCUUUCAGUUUUGAAGACUGCUCAACCCAAUUUACCUUCAUCAUCAAAAGUAAAUAGGAAUGAUGGUCCUGUAACACAAAUGAGGAACAAGACUGUCAAAUGGAAUAUAAAGAAAAAUAAAACAAUUUCAAAAAAUGGGAUAAACAGCAAGCAAAGACUGACUCGGAAGGUGCAAAGUAAAAAGAAAGUGAGGACUGAUGAAUCGAAUGAGAGUGCAAAAUUAAGCUCUUUUUGGAGAUUGCCUAAUGUGCCCAAAGAUUCCAAACAAUUAGAAAAGGAUGACUCAGGAGACACCAUGGGUAAUAUGAAUUCAAGACUAACAGCUUACAAUGACAUUCCAUCCACAUCUGGGAUAUCAGUUUCUAAAAGAAAAAGUGUGACAAAUAGUGCUCGUCCUUCAUUAAGGCAACAAGAGCCAGUGAUGGAUGAUUCACCUUUAUCAUCUGAAGAUUCUUUAAGUGAUGAAGACCCUGCCUUGGAGAGACCAGUUAAUAAAAAGAGAUGUCAUACACUUGGAAAGAGAAGAGCAGCAGUUUCAACUUCUAGUUCUUCAGGUAAAUCUGAUCAUCGUGUUGUACCUGAAAGAAAGUCCAGAAAAGCUACUGAGCUUGAUGUAGUGUUAAGUGAAUUCCAGAAAUUCUCAUUGGAAUAUAGGGAGAUGCUGGAAUCAGGAGACUGCAGGAACAUUAUGGAGAGAUUCAGUAAAAGAUUUUCAGAUCACCUUGUUGAAACGAUUGAAGAAGUGAAGGGAAUAAAAGAUCUGAGAAGAAAAACUACAAAGGUGGUAAACACUCUGGAAAUGAAGAGGAAGCAGUUGCUUACAAUGAAACAUGAGCUCAUAAGGAGUGAAUGUUACAUGAAAAAGUUAGAAAAAGAUUAUGCAGAGAUGAAACAAAGGUAUUGUGAUUUGAAGAACAGCACUACAUUUCUGUCUGACCUGAAAAACAUGAAGGAGUUACUGGAGAAAAAUAAGCAUGGGAAACGAGCAAAACCUGUGUAUGGCCUCACAAGUCUUCCAGCAUUGCUCCUUGAAGCUGAAGGAAUUAUGGGAGCCGAAACGAAGCUUCAUAAUAUUAACAAGAAACUCGAAAAGUCAAUUAUUCUGGACUCCUGUGCAAAGUAGCCUUGAGACCAGUCUGUAAGUAUUGCCAACAAAUGAAUACUCUUACAAAGCAUCUUUUAUGAAGAAGUGACCUGCUGUUAGUGUGGUCUUGAAGAAGGAAGCGG
Molecule: messenger RNA, 2508 nt
Organism: Polypterus senegalus (gray bichir)
Lineage: Eukaryota; Metazoa; Chordata; Cladistia; Polypteriformes; Polypteridae
Gene: cenpu
Product: centromere protein U
Exons: 18
Coding region: 377-2404 (675 amino acids)
Cellular component (GO): nucleus
Source: RefSeq, a predicted model, not a curated record